UUCCUCCCACUCCUCACACCCACCAUGACGGCAUCCACGCUCCCCCCCUCAUCGCCCUCAUCCCCGAUAACGCGCAUCGCGACAUUCCGCUUCCGCGACACGGUGACGGCCGCGCAAAAGGGCGACCGCACAGCCGCCUUUCUGGCGCUCUAUGCGGCGAAUAGGGAGUUACUGCUGCAGGAGCCGACGGGUGGACGCCCGUUGAAUACCCCGUUGGAUUUGACCGAUGUGAAGAGGGAGGAUGGCUGGGAUACGGGGUUUGUGGUGGUUUUCAAGGAUGAAGCUGCGAAGAAAACUUUUGAUCUUGAUCCUGGGCAUGAUCGGUUGAAGAACGAGACAGAUCCGUUGCUGGCGCAAGUCUUUGUGUAUGAUUUCGUUGCGCAGCCGAACUUGGGCUGGUGAGAACGCAGCGAACUUGAGGUUUGCCAGGUCAAAAUAGGCCGCGUGCAUGGUCCAGGGAUUUCAUACGGAGAGAACAUGGGCGAUGCUAAUGUACUGGGUCGGCGAAGUGAUAUGGUGUAGCGCGAUUACCUUAGAAAUGUUCUUUCGCUGUGCAUAGAUACAUUGGACACAUACGGUCGAAUGCAGCAAUAUC
Exserohilum turcica Et28A is the source of this 595-nucleotide messenger RNA. RefSeq lists its product as uncharacterized. The transcript has 3 exons. Lineage: Eukaryota; Fungi; Ascomycota; Dothideomycetes; Pleosporales; Pleosporaceae. Bases 25 to 402 code for a protein of 125 amino acids. The record is from RefSeq and is a predicted model, not a curated record.